GUCGGGGUGCCAGAUCCACGACUCGAUCAACUGGCAGAGCUCUUCUCCUCACAGCGAACUGUGCCUGGACAAGUGGAGAUUCGAGACAUUGCCGGCUUGAUCAAGGGUGCCAGCACCGGCGCGGGGAUGGGCAACGCCUUCCUCAGUCAGAUCCGGGGUGUGCAGGUGGUCUUCCAUGUAGUCCGCUGCUUCAGCGAUCAGAAGAUUGUGCACGUUGAG
This is a messenger RNA of Symbiodinium pilosum, 219 nucleotides long. The record is from the annotation of a GenBank genome assembly. Lineage: Eukaryota; Dinophyceae; Suessiales; Symbiodiniaceae.